Messenger RNA from Cladophialophora psammophila CBS 110553, 786 nucleotides. RefSeq lists its product as uncharacterized. The record is from RefSeq and is a predicted model, not a curated record. NCBI's taxonomy places the organism in Eukaryota, Fungi, Ascomycota, Eurotiomycetes, Chaetothyriales, Herpotrichiellaceae. The transcript is spliced from 2 exons. Gene Ontology annotation, molecular function: oxidoreductase activity, acting on a sulfur group of donors, disulfide as acceptor. Bases 1 to 786 code for a protein of 261 amino acids.
AUGGCUCUCCAACCGCCGCAUUCCGACGAAAAGCUCCCGGCAUACGAGUCGACGGCUCGCGUUGUACUCAAACAGCAUGGCCCUCGACGACAUUACCUCGUGAGGCGAGUCAUCCCAGCUAUCCUGACGAUACUGGUGAUAUGUUCCCUGUUUCGUACUGCCUUCGUCUGUCACCACCACUACCACCCGCACCUAUGGCGAACACCCGCACCCAUCGUGGAGGAUGAGGCCGCAGAGAGCAAAGUCCCGCUGGAAAUACACGUCAUGUCCAAGUGUCCCGACGCAAGGGAUUGCCUGCGCGAGCUGAUUGUACCAACGAUGAUCCAAGCCAAUGAAAAGGUGGAUUUCGCAAUGUCAUUCAUUGGAAGCGUCGAUCCCAAUUCCGAUGCGGUUUCGUGUAAGCAUGGACCGGGCGAAUGCCUGGGCAACAUCAUCCUCCUCUGCGCUGCGAAAGUCUAUCCCGAAGUCAAACUCUGGCUCGGAUUCGCAAACUGCAUGAUCACCGACUACCCCGACAUUCCAAAGCGAGACCUUGUCCAGAGCUGUGCCAUGGAACACGGUCUUGAUUUCCAGCAGCUCAAUUCGUGUAUCAGCGAGGAAGGAGAAGGAAUCGAUUUGCUUCGAGCCAGCAUCGAGAGAAGUCAAGAGAACAAUGUCACAAGGAGUUGUACAGUCAGGCUCGCGGGAAAGGUGCGAUGCAUCCGUGACGGUGGGGAGUGGUAUGAUUGUCCCGGUGGCAGCUCCGUGGACGCUCUUGUUGACGAUAUCAACAAUUUGUAUGGCUAA